Molecule: messenger RNA, 630 nt
Organism: Anopheles marshallii
Lineage: Eukaryota; Metazoa; Arthropoda; Insecta; Diptera; Culicidae
Product: glutathione S-transferase 2-like
Exons: 1
Coding region: 1-630 (209 amino acids)
Biological process (GO): glutathione metabolic process
Molecular function (GO): glutathione transferase activity
Source: RefSeq, a predicted model, not a curated record
AUGCUGGAUUUCUACUAUCUUCCAGGGUCAGCUCCGUGCCGGGCAGUACAAAUGGUGGCACAGGCGGUUGAUGUACAGCUAAAUCUGCAAUACCUCGAUCUGAUGGCGGGUGCCCAUCGGUCAGCCAACUUUACUAAGCUAAACCCGCAGCAAACGAUACCGACGCUCGUCGAUGGUUCCCUGGUGUUGUGUGAGUCUCGUGCAGCCCUGAUAUAUCUUUGCGAGCGUUACGCGAAGGAAGGUAACGACUGGUACCCGCAAGAUAUCAUCCAACGCGCCACCAUCAAUCAGCGGCUGUUCUUCGAUGCCUGUGUGCUGUAUCCACGAUUUACCGACUAUUAUCACCCGCAAGUGUUUGGAAAUGCAGCACCGGAUGCCAAGAAACGUGCUGCCUUUGAACGGUCCGUGGAACUGCUGGACCUCUUCCUGAUGGAGCAUGAAUUCGUGGCAGGUUCGAAGAUGAACAUCGCAGAUAUAAGUAUUUUCGCAACGCUGACUACGGCCUGUGUGUUGGGCUUCGAUCUAAACCGAUAUGCUAAUGUGGAUAGAUGGUACCUCACCAUGAUGGGCUCAUGUCCAGGAGCGCAGGUGAACGUGACGGGAGCGAAGGAGUUUUUAAAGUACAAAUAA